AUGAGUGGCAGGAGGUCUCGCCGACGCCGACACCAGCCGUCAUCCGUACGGCCCGACUCACAACCGCUGCCGGUGUGCUCCUGGGUCUUGCCUUUAGACAUGGCUCUUGAUUCCGUUGAUGAUGCUUGCGUAUACUGCACUGAGAAGAUGUCAAAAUUGGUGAAAGAAUUUUACCUUGUCCAAGAGAUGAAUACAAAUACAGAGUUUAGGAAUGCCUGGUAUGAGGGACAGAACAGGGCCAAACCAGGCGACGGUCUUAAUAAGGAGCAGGCAGUUGCCACAUGGGUCUACACAAGCAAUGACAUUUACACUAAGUUUAAUGAGGCUGUCAGCAAUGGUAAGGGAAGCUACGAGAACGGGAAAUUCCAAUACACGUCCCUUUACUUUUUUUUGACCACUGCCAUUCAGUGCCUUAAAAAAAAGCAACAACCUCAUAUGAUAACAUAUCGACGAACUGCAAACUUUUAUCACAACAUCCCCAAAGGAACAACAGUUCGACUUGGCAGGUUUGCCUCCUCCUCUUGGGAUGCCAAAGCAAAUGUCAAUUUUGGGAACAAGACUUGUUUCAAAACUCACACCCAGUUUGGGGCUGAUAUAUCAAAUUUUUCUGUAUAUAAACAGGAAAAUGAGAUCUUGAUACCACCAUAUGAAAAAUUCAGAGUGAUUUCUGUUCAGUACAGAAUGUAUAACCCCUAUCUGUGGUGUGAGGUUGUUUACACUCUACAGAGUGUCGGUACCCAGAGCAACCUGAACUGUGCUUUGAUUCACAAAGGUGAACUUUAA
Chanos chanos (milkfish) is the source of this 783-nucleotide messenger RNA. Its product is annotated as ecto-ADP-ribosyltransferase 5-like. The record is from RefSeq and is a predicted model, not a curated record. The transcript has 2 exons. Gene Ontology annotation, molecular function: NAD+-protein-arginine ADP-ribosyltransferase activity; NAD+ poly-ADP-ribosyltransferase activity. Lineage: Eukaryota; Metazoa; Chordata; Actinopteri; Gonorynchiformes; Chanidae. Bases 1 to 783 code for a protein of 260 amino acids.